Molecule: messenger RNA, 1632 nt
Organism: Aspergillus thermomutatus
Lineage: Eukaryota; Fungi; Ascomycota; Eurotiomycetes; Eurotiales; Aspergillaceae
Product: protein phosphatase regulator REG1
Exons: 2
Coding region: 1-1632 (543 amino acids)
Biological process (GO): cellular response to glucose starvation; protein catabolic process in the vacuole
Source: RefSeq, a predicted model, not a curated record
AUGAUGAUUGCUGUGCCGCCUAUCUCGCAGGAAAAACGCUCUCAGUCUCCUCUGAUUCCCCAGCGACGCGCCAUGGCCCAAACUUACUACCUGGACUCACCCGAUAUUGCCAUGUUCAAAAAUACCCUUCACCAUUACUCCCAACGAGAUUGUCCCAGUCCGAUCACUUCCUCUGCCCCGUCCUCGAUCCCUCCCUCACCCCACUUCGCACCGACAACCGAGGAGCAGCUACCUCCUACUCCAGCAACACUCAGCAGUUUGUCUCUCUGUGUGAGCAAUGAUAGCGACGACGAGAUCAUCCUACCUUCAUAUGAUUUGAGCGACUUUAACGAAUUGGACGAGCCUGUAUCAGCUAUCGCUUCGGACCAGGCCUCCGAGUCACUUCUCACGGACCCCCCUCGCUUGCAUGUACAUACACCGGCCGCUGAUGAUACUUCGGUUGAAGAGGAGCCGUCCAAGCAUGUCGAUUAUCUCUCCCAUGAAUGGAAAGAGGAAGAUAUUUGGGCUUCUUGGAAAUAUGUCGUUUGCCGCAGAGACAUUUACAGCAAUGGCUCGAGGUUAGAGAAUGCCUCUUGGCGGACUUGGGCAAAAUUGAAGAAUAAUUUGGGAACGGUGUCGCCCGAGACCCUCAAUUGGUUGAAAGAUUGCGAUGUAACAUGGCUGUAUGGUCCGUUGAAGUCGUGCAACAAAUUUACAAAAGCGUUGCCGAGUAUCUCACCGCCGCCGAGCUGCCUCGAAACCCCCUCUUUGUAUGCGGACAGGAAGCCGAUUUUGAAGAAAAGGACGGCGUCAGAGACUAUCUUGCAACGCUCGCUGUCUCAGCACACCCUCCUGCAACACGCAGGCGCUAUCUUAAAGGCGCAAGAGGCUGGUUCUCAUCGGACCCGGCCUUCUGUCUCAGGGCCCGAACUUGAACCUCGCCUGAAUACGUCGUCGGCCAACCUUCCAUAUGUUUCGCUCAGCUAUGCCUCUACUAAACAGUCGUCUGGGGUCGCCUCGCCUAGCGGGAGGCGCCGUAUCCACUUCAAUAACGAAGUAGUGCAAUGUAUAGCUAUCGACGCCAAGGGUGCCGACGACGAGGAGGAGGAGUGGCCAGUAGCUUCAGAAGACGAUGUCUCGUCGGACGAUGGUAUCGUCAUGAUGAGACAGUUUCCGCCUCAAGAGUCUGGGAGCCAUAAAAGUACGCCGCGUGGCAGCUUCAGCAGCGAAAACAAAAUAAUCGCUCCGCUCCCUCCGACUACCCUUAAGUGUCGAGGGGACACACCAGAACCGCCAUCAAGCUCGAUGAUAGGCCGAUGGACAGGAUACUUUUCGAAAUCGACUGUCACAUCUACACCUUCCAUUCCUUCUGAUCCGGCAUUCAGCUUCUUUUUGGACGGUGAGGAUGACCAUCUGGAUUUCUGCUGGCAGCCGAGCCAAAGCCAAGGCGUCAAAGACGGGAAUCGGCCUUGGUUUGUGAACCCUGAAGAUGAAGAAGAGGUUGACCGACAUCGGCAUUCGAACUUCAGUACGAGCAACUCUUUGGAUGAAGGAGACCCUUCGAAUGCCAGCAUAUUUGAUAGGGUUGUUGAUACUGUCAACACAGCCAGAGACAUUGCUCAUGUGAUAUGGAACGUUGGGUGGCGAAGGUGA